AUGGAUCCAGAGAACUUGGAUGGACAAGUUUGCCUUCGAGAGCCAGUUGUCAAGACCAUGCUGGAUCCGAGAUUCGAGCAAGCAGAUCGGCGAAUCAGAGCGAAAAUGCUGUUUGAGAAAACGACACUGAUCAAGCCAGACGGCCGCUGCUUCGAGGAGCUCAAAAGAGAAGUCAUCGAAGAAGGAAGGAAAAUUAUCGAAAUGGAGAUGAACCUGCUCAACAUGAAAAGACUCAAGAUCUCGGAAGCGGUCGGGCAGAUUAUGACUUUUUGCAUCGACAAUGAGCGUGAGUCUCUUUUCUUUCGAUGGAAAACCUGUGACGAAAACCUUACUUAA
This is a messenger RNA of Oikopleura dioica, 336 nucleotides long. NCBI's taxonomy places the organism in Eukaryota, Metazoa, Chordata, Appendicularia, Copelata, Oikopleuridae. The record is from the annotation of a GenBank genome assembly.